CUCACCAACUCGACUACCCUCACUACUGCUUGCUAUCGCCGGGAGCGGAAUGACGUCGGCCCUGCACCUGCUCCGGUGACGAGCAUCGCGGCGGCGGAGGCGGAUUCACCACCAAGAUGCUCCUCCACCAUGGUGGCCAACAAUCAGCUUCCCAAUUCUCAACAAUUCUCUUCUAACACUGCCUCCCUCCCAUAAAUAACUUUUUCGGAUUUCAGGCUACGACGUACGGCUAUUCGCCACUACUUCACAUCGGCCACUUUCCUUCGUCCAUCGAUAAUCAAGCUCCCUGUCUGCUCUGCACGACGUGAUUCCUUUGUACGCUACUUUGCAAUUGCCAUCCAGUCGACGACGUCAGGCGCGUUUCGCAUCCACGAGAAGUACCACUGCGAUGCGACUCUUCAUUGUUCCGAUCUCGACGCGACGAGCUCUCAUCUACGCUCGGCCCGUCGGUCAAGAAAUCUCGAAGGAGCGCUCAUACAUUGACAAAAUCACCAACAAAGCCGCAGAAACGUGGGCCAAAUGGGAAGAAGCGGAGAAAGGAUGGAAGAAACAUUUGGUAAACUGGGGCAAUCGGGUGCAGCAACGGAUCCCCUACCAAGAAUGGGGACUUAAGAGCAUUCCCUCGCUGGCGUCUCAGCGGCGCAGCGACAAGUCCUACGGAACAAAGAAGGUCGAUGUGCUCUUCCCUGGCAACGCGAUUCGAUCCGAGAAACUUCAUUCCCUUUUGUAUGCCCUCGCGACCGAGAGGCAAGACUUGCAUCGCAAGCGGAUGUAUUGGAGCAUGCUUGCGACACCCCUUACAAUUCCGGUUGGCCUUCUUCCAGUCAUACCUAAUAUCCCAUUCUUUUACCUGGUGUACCGAAGUUGGUCGCAUCGGCGAGCAUUGAUGGGAUCCAAGCAUCUGCAAUAUCUCCUGGAGAAGAAUCUCCUAAACCCCAUCUCAUACCCUGCACUUGAGAAGCUUUACGCAAAACGGGUUUCGCAUGCCCUUGAAAAGACCGGAGCGGACACGCCCCUGAUUGAGAUGGUGAAGGACGUGGAGGAGAGUGAUGACAAAUUGUUGCUUCGCAUGAGUGAUGCGAAGAAAUUGGCAACAAUCCUCGACGCACCAGACCUCGCUCUGGAAGCAGAAAGGGCUAUUGUGCAAGUGCAGGAACAAUUAAGCGCACACGAGGAGGAAGACCAGAAACAACGUCCUCCUAAGGAAAAGCAAACAUGAAUGGGACUUUGUACCGAGGGAAAUCAUCUUUGAAAGGAGCCUUCGAGGUGUGCACCACUGGUUCCAAUGGUUUGAAGGCCUGUACUGGGCUACUACGUCACUUCUAUUGUGUAACUCAAUGUCGGAGUACGGUACAUAAACAGCAUAGAUCAUGAGCAAUAAAUUCGGG
Molecule: messenger RNA, 1388 nt
Organism: Aspergillus homomorphus CBS 101889
Lineage: Eukaryota; Fungi; Ascomycota; Eurotiomycetes; Eurotiales; Aspergillaceae
Product: mitochondrial K+-H+ exchange-related family protein
Exons: 3
Coding region: 389-1219 (276 amino acids)
Biological process (GO): potassium ion transport; proton transmembrane transport
Cellular component (GO): mitochondrial inner membrane
Source: RefSeq, a predicted model, not a curated record